GAAGUGACUCCAGACAAGCUGCUGAAGGUGGCUCAUGAUGGCACAGUCCUUGCAGGGCGCGGCAACUGCGAGAUAUCUGCCUUUGAGAUCCACCGCGCCAUCCACGACCUGGACCCACGGCGCUACGCCGUGGUGCUUCAUACCCACAUGCCCUACGCGACUGCUUUGUGUUGCGUGGCCACGAAGAGCGAGGAGCACCCACUGAAGAUGUGCAACCAGAACAGCCUACGCUUCUACGAUGACGUGGCCUACGACCCAGUGUACCACGGCCUCGUGUGCGAAGAGGAUGAGGGGAACCGUUUGGCGAAGGCCAUGGACAACAAGCUGGCACUCCUCCACCGCAACCACGGCGUCAUCGUUUGUGGUGCCACGGUCGCCGAGGCCUUCGACGACCUCUACUACCUGGAAAGGGCAGCGAUGAUCCAGGUGCUGGCUGCCUCCACUGGACAGGAGCUGCUCCUGGUGGACGAUGCCACGGCCAAGGCGACGAAAGAAGCCACGGACUCGUUGAAGCCGCACUAUGCGAAGGCGCAUCUGGACGCUUGGAAAAGGGAGAUGCGCCGGUCGGAAGGCACAUGGCCCUCUGAGAAUUGGUUGCCCGUGCUUGCUGCAAGCAUGAUCGCGCUGACCACGCUCUUCGUGCUGCGCAGCCGGUGA
This is a messenger RNA of Symbiodinium natans, 657 nucleotides long. Lineage: Eukaryota; Dinophyceae; Suessiales; Symbiodiniaceae. The record is from the annotation of a GenBank genome assembly.